This is a messenger RNA of Salvelinus sp. IW2-2015, 1961 nucleotides long. RefSeq names its product divergent protein kinase domain 1A-like. NCBI's taxonomy places the organism in Eukaryota, Metazoa, Chordata, Actinopteri, Salmoniformes, Salmonidae. The record is from RefSeq and is a predicted model, not a curated record.
CGCGCUGAUAGCGUUCAAGUGGAUGCUGUUUUGCAGCAUCAGAGGCGCACUUCCCAAGACCUAGCUUAUUUGACGGGGGAUGAUAAAUGAUUUGGUUAGUGGUGUGAGAUGUUCAUUAUUUGCCAUGGCAAGAGGUCUGUUUUCAUGGGUCUGGCUGAGGAAGCCUAUCUACAUACAGGCCCGAUUCUCUUACCUGCACAUGAAGUAUAUGUUCUUCUCGUGGCUGGCAGUGUUUGUGGGUAGCUGGGUGGUGUAUGUGGAGUACUCAUCCUACUCAGAGCUGUGCCGUGGACAAGCAUGCAAGAAUGCCAUAUGUGACAAGUACAGGAAAGGAUUGAUCGACGGCUCGGCCUGCAGCAGCCUGUGUGAGAAAGACACGCUGUACCUGGGGAAGUGUCUCUCUUCCAAGCCUAACAACCAGGUGUACUCUGGUGGCUGGGGGGACCUGGAGGGGGUGGUUAAGUGCCAGAUGGAGGAGGUUCCUCAUUAUGACCCGGGAGAUGAGAUGGAGCACAGGAAGGAGGCUUCGCCCUUCAACAAGCCCACCAAGGGAACCUCUGUGGAGAAGUUCAAAGCGAUAGUCCUCAGCCACCUCAAGACCAAGGUGGGUGAACAGGCCAACCUUCAAGACCUGGUGAGCCUGGUUCUUUUCGUGGCCGACUACAACAAAGACGGCCUCAUCUCCCUACCCGAGGCCCGUUCUAUGUGGGCCCUGCUCCAGCUCAAUGAGUUCCUGCUAGCGGUGGUCCUGCAGGACAGGGAGCAUGCCCCCAGGCUCCUGGGCUUCUGUGGGGACCUGUACGUGAUGGAGAAGGUGCCCUACGCUCCCCUGUACGGCAUCAGCCUGCCCUGGGUAGUGGAGCUGUGGAUACCUGCGGGAUUACGACGCAGCAUGGACCAGUGGUUCACGCCCUCCUGGCCCCACAAGGCCAAGAUCUCCAUUGGCCUGCUGGAGCUUGUAGAGGACGUCUUCCACGGCACCUUUGGCUCCUUCCUCAUGUGUGACGUGAGUGCAGCCGACUUUGGCUACAACGACCGCCACGACCUGAAAGUGAUGGACGCUCAUCACAUCGUCCCCGAGGCCACUUUCCAGGAAGCCAUGAGGGAGCAGCGGUGCAACGUAGACGAGGACUGUCUGUACGGGACCGACUGUCGCACUUCCUGUGACCUCACCAAGCACCGGUGUACGCCAGAGGUGACACGGCCCAACCUGGCCAAGGCGUGCAGCUCGCUGAAGGAAUAUCUCCUGCGUGGGGUGCCGUCUGACAUUCAGGAUGAGCUGGAGAAACAGCUGUAUGCUUGUAUAGCAUUGAAGGGCUCGGCGGAGCAAAUGGAGAUGGAACACUCGCUUAUACUGAACAACCUGAAGACCUUGUUGUGGAAGAAAAUAUCGCACACCAAGGACUCCUAAUGAGCCCGGUCAUGUAUUUGAAAGCAUUGGUUGUAAAAAAGUUUUUGUCAUUGUAAAUCCAGUACGGAGAGUGGUUAAAUACACAAUUUGGAAAAGGGUGGAGAAUCAGUACACAUAUGAGCACUACCGCUGCCUCUGUCAAACCAUCUGGUUUCACAAUGCCUCAGAACUGGACUUGACUGGAAGUCUAUGGCAGGAGUGGAUGAAACAACCACUGGUUUUAAUUGGCUGAUCUGUCUCUCACCAUCUAGUAUAACCCUUAGAACCUCCCCCUAAUUUGUGGACUUGUGGAGUUCAAAGAGCAAGUAGCGCGAAUGAUUUAAUUUGGAAAAUGUGAAAGUACUCAUUCUGAAAUAGUUUUCACAUUAACUUUAUAUUCCUGAACUCAGAAUCAGUUGAGCAUCCCAAAAAAUAAUAUGAUCAAUGUGAUAGAACAUUUAUUUUAAUUUGGCGAUUUUCACCAAGUCCCAUCUAAUAGAGCUCCACAGUGGAGGUGUCAUAAUACCCAUAAAUCCUUGCGGUCAAACAGAGAAAUGGUUCCAAUUGUUUU